Molecule: messenger RNA, 5301 nt
Organism: Balaenoptera acutorostrata (minke whale)
Lineage: Eukaryota; Metazoa; Chordata; Mammalia; Artiodactyla; Balaenopteridae
Gene: MON1B
Product: MON1 homolog B, secretory trafficking associated
Exons: 6
Coding region: 391-2037 (548 amino acids)
Biological process (GO): protein targeting to vacuole; vesicle-mediated transport
Source: RefSeq, a predicted model, not a curated record
CUCUGUCAGACUCCACUCCACCCUCACGCCCCUGCCUUUCCUGGUGGACAAAGGAGGGUGAAGUUGCCUCAAUUCUGGAGAGCACGUCUAUAGACCGGGCACGGGCAUCUAUCAUGACCUAGGCUGCGAACCUCCUCCAGUGAAGAGAGGAAUAGGCUCGAACCUUCGAUUGGGUCCAGAGAGAUGUCAGUCAAGGGAUAGGCGGGUGCAAUAGCAAUCCGACGCACAGUAUUGGUGGAGAUACGAAGCCGACGGAAUGGGGGCGGAACGGUCGGAGAGGACCGGCUUCGCUUGAUUGGGCCAUAAAGGAGGCAGUGCCGCCCUCCGUACUCCGGAUUGGCUGAACGUGAGCCGCACCCCCCUCUCGCCGGCAACCUUGGGGAUGUGCAGAUGGAGGCCGGAGGAGGCACUGCUGCCCCAGCCCCCGGGGACGCGGAGGACUUGGAGGAGAUGCGGUUCCCCAGUGAGGAGGCUAGAGACGGUGGAGGGAUUUGCAGGGACCUACCCGGUACUGGAGAUGCGAGCGUGGAGAAAACAGGAUCCGAGACCAAGAACCAGCCACCCGGCCUGCUGCUCCAGCCCGAGGCUCCGUCAUGCACCUAUGGGCUCUGGGGUCCGGGAGCCUCUGAGAACAGUCCCGUGGGUGGCCCUGAGAGUGGCUCAGGGGGCCAGGGCGGGGACCCCAGUGACGAGGACUGGCGCAGCAAGCGGAAGCACGUGUUCGUGCUGAGUGAGGCCGGCAAGCCCAUCUACUCACGGUACGGUAGCGUGGAGGCAUUGUCGACUACCAUGGGUGUGAUGACAGCCCUCGUGUCCUUCGUGCAGAGUGCAGGAGAUGCCAUUCGCGCCAUCUAUGCUGAGGACCACAAGCUGGUGUUCCUACAGCAGGGCCCACUGCUGCUGGUGGCCGUGUCAAGGACUCCUCAGUCAGCAGCCCAGCUGCGGGGGGAGCUCAUGGCCGUGCACGCACAGAUCGUGAGCACCCUGACGCGCGCCAGCGUGGCCCGCAUCUUCGCGCGCAAGCAGAACUACGACCUCCGCCGCCUGCUGGCCGGCUCGGAGCGCACUCUAGACCGGCUUCUGGACAGUGUGGAGCGGGACCCGGGUGCCCUGCUGCUGGGCGCCGUGCGCUGCGUCCCUCUCGCUCGCCCGCUGCGGGACGCGCUGGGUGCGCUGCUCCGACGUUGCACGGCGCCUGGCCUGGCCCUCUCGGUGCUGGCGGUUGGCGGUCGCCUGGUGACAGCAGCCCAGGAGCGGACUGUGCUGGCCGAGUGCCGGCUGGACCCAGCCGACCUGCAGUUGCUGCUGGACUGGGUGGGGGCACCGGCCUUUGCGGCGGGCGAGGCCUGGGCGCCUGUGUGCCUGCCCCGCUUCAACCCCGAUGGUUUCUUCUACGCCUACGUGGCCCGCCUGGACGCCAUGCCUGUCUGCCUGCUGCUGCUCGGCACCGACCCCGAGGCCUUCCACGACAUGGCCACCUGCCGGCGCCUGGUCGAGGACGGCAUGCACUCCCUUGGGGCCAUGCGCACCCUCAGGGAGGCUGCCAGCUUCUCCAGCACCCCAUCGGCCAGUGCCUCGGCCUACAGUGUGCAGGCUGUGGAGGCCGCCGGCCUCCGGCACUUCCUCUAUAAGCCGCUGGACAUCCCCGACCAUCACCGCCAGCUGCCCCAGUUUACCAGCCCCGAGCUGGAGGCCCCGUACAGCAGAGAGGAGGAGCGACAGCGCCUGUCCGACCUGUACCACCGCCUGCACGCGCGCCUCCAUAACACCUCGCGGCCCCUGCGCCUCAUUUACCACGUGGCUGAGAAGGAGACGCUGCUGGCCUGGGUGACCUCCAAAUUUGAGCUGUACACCUGCCUCAGCCCCCUGGUGACCAAGGCAGGUGCCAUCCUCGUAGUGACCAAACUCCUGCGUUGGGUGAAGAAAGAGGAGGAUCGUCUCUUCAUUCGUUACCCACCCAAGUACUCCACACCCCCGGCAGCCCCAGCUGCCUCCACGGACCAAGCUUCCCAUAACGGCCUGUUUACUGCAUCUUGAGAGGCAGAGCUCCCAGACUGGGCCGUGUGGGCCGGGGUGUGGCGGGCGGGGGGGGGGUUGCUGGUGGUGGUGUCUGUGGCUGGUCCCUGUCUCCCCGGGCAAUGGAGCAAGAUCUGGGGGGCUGCCCACACAUGAGAGAUGGGUGGCAGCGUGACGGCACACAGGUGAGCCGGCUGCUUCCCCGGCCCCCUCCUGCCCCUUCACCUCUGGGGAAAUCCUUAGGACUCCCUCUUCCCCUCCCUCUGCCACGCCUCCUUCACUUGCAUGAUGUUCCAGCCUCUGUCAGGGACCGUCUCCUCCAGUCCUGGCCACCACACCCUCUGUCCUGCAUCAGGGGUCUGCCUCCCGCAUGGGAUCUCAGCCCUGAGGGUCCAGGGCUGGCCAGGGUCUCCUUGGGUGGCCCACGGGGGUUCUGGAGUUGGAACGCAGGACCAGCCUGUGCCCAGAAACGGCCUGAAGAUAUUUUAAAGAAAAAAACUGCACAUAAAAAGCCUAAAACCGAUCCCCAUAAGGACAUUUCCUUUGCGCUUCAUGUACUUCAUCUUUACCCAGUCAAAAAUGACCCCCAUCAGUGUUGGCUGCUGCUAACAUUAAUAAGAUGGUCUCUAGCGUCUGCCUGUCUGUGUAACCUGGGGCAAAGCACCUGACUUCACAUGGUAGCUGAGAUCCAGAAUUUUUACAUAGAUCCACUUACCUUCCACGGCUCAUUCUACUCACUCAUGAAAUGCAGAUACCUAACCUCUCAUAGGCUGUUAAGUGAGGAUUCGUGAACGAAAAGGGACUCAACGCUUGCAUACCACCACACGGCGCAUGGAUGUUUGUCCCAGACUUGCACAACCUGCACGACACAAGCAUCCUAGAGAGGGAGCUAGCGACACCUGCCUGUAAUUUCCAUGCGUGCACGCAGCACUCACUCGCCAAUGACCAAGACCCUAGUUUUGCCCUUCUUUUCUCUAACCUGGAGUUGCAGGACACCACGCGGGCGCGCCAACUGUCGCUCGGGGGCUCUGGGCUGUCCCCUCCCGGGAGCGGAAAGCCCAUCGCUCCUCACCCUGGUCAACGGACGCACAGAGACGCACUAGGCGCGUGCGCUCUGCACAGCCUAUCCGCCCUCGCGUGAUUUUUUUUUUUUUUUAAACCAAUCAUCGUCCAAAGCGCAGUCGCGCCAGCCGUGCGUGCGUUGGAAAAUGGCGGGGAAGUUGGAGCCUUCGGAAGUGGCGCCGCUGGAAGUCCUUGAGGAGGCUGAAGGUAGUGAGGGCAAGUGGGCCUCUGGCAGCCAGGGUAGAAGGAAGGGAGGCUUCGUCCCCUUACAAUAAUGAAAUAUUGAUAGCAGUACUUAAGGAAGAAAAAUUGUAAGCCUUUUAUUAAAAAAAAAAAAAUGCUCUCAACAAAGCGCAGGUAAAUAACAUGUAUAUUCUCAAAAGCUCGAUUAACUGUUGUCAACUUUAUUGGCUAUAUUGCUUAUUUAUUUUAAAGUAAACAAUAGACUAAAUACUUAAGUAUGCAUCUCUUCAAACAAAAGAGGGGUGGAUGGUCUCACAGAACCCACUCAACUGCUGCCAUAGCUAAGAAAAUUAACAGUAAUUCCCCAAUAUCAUCAUUUCACACCCAGCCCAUAUCACACUUUGCAUGGACUCUUAAAUCUUAAUUGUGAAUGGCCACUCCCACAGACGGCUUCUUUGGAGAAAAUUCUCCAGGGCAUUUUGUUGAUAUUGACACCCUACACCCCAGUGAGAGGAAAGACAAAAUUUUCCUAGAGGGAGCUGGAAAUUUAGGUCUAGCCAAAAGAAGAAAAUCUCCCAAGACAAUGAUCUCCUGUUAGCCACUAGCAUUUUUUUUAAUUAUAGAAAUUUUCAAAAUGUACCAAAGCACAGAAAAUAGCAUGAUGAAUGCCCAUGUACCCAUCACUCUGUAUCAACUGUUUCGACUCUUGGCCCUCCUUUCAUUUAUCUCUGACCACCUUUCCUACUCUUUAAACCAUCAUAUUAAUAAACACAUUGGAUUGCAUCUUUCCAGUUAUAUCUAUGCAGAUGACAACAAUAAUUAUGCACUUGUAUAUUGUCUCUCUUAGGAUGUGAACUUCAUCAGAACAGACCAUUUGUUGCCGUUUCCCCAGCACCUGAAACAGUGCCUGCUUGGCAUAUAGUAGGUGCUCAGUAAUUUUUUUACUGCAUGAAUAAUGAAAUAACUAACACCGAGAGCUCUCUUAGAUUUUGGCCUCACAUUGAGUGCAAGCUUUCAACAAGAAAUAAGACAGAUGCCAAUAAAUCUUCCUUAUUAAGCACUUAGUAUAGCUGCCACUGUGCUUAAAAAAAAAAAAAAAGACUAUUAUUAUCAAAUUUUUUUAAAAAAGGAAGUUAUGGUUAACUUCACCAGCAAUGGAGAAAGUUGAAAAGCAUAUCAAGUUACCAUUUCUAACCCAUCAAAAUUAGCUUUAGAAACGUAUAUCUGGUAUUUUCAUAUCUCCAGUCACCAUGCUUGGUAAUCUUAGAAUACGCAGGUGUGUGUGUGGACCAAGCAGGGUCAUUGGAAUGUUGCUGAUGGAAGCGAAACACAGGAGCAAUCACGGAAAUGACUAAAUUUAGGUAUAUCCAUGCGUUAUGGAAUGCCUGUAUAAUGGACAUUUUUUCUUAAGAGACAGGAAAAAAUAAUUAAAUUCCAAUUUAAUUUAAUUAAUUAAAAUUAAAAGGAGAAGAUGGUGAUUCAUUAACAGACAGUGAGCUUCAAAAGAGAUCAUAUGCUUACGAGAGAAAAGCAAGUUGGGAUUAAUAAAAAGAAAAAAAAAAAAGAAGAGGCAAUUCAACUACAGCCCUAUGUGUGCUGCUUAGAAAAAUGUCUGAAGGCUAAAGGCCUAACUGGUGACUCUCAACAAAGGACUUGGAUUUUGGGGGCUGUGUAGAGGUGGAAGCAUUUUUGUAAUUUUUUAAAAAAGAAAAUGUAAGUAGUGCUAAAUAAUAUUAAAAUAUAAGAGGAAAAAUGCUGAAUGGCAUCUGAUGAUCAUACAUUAAUAUUGGUCAAUAUUAACAUCUCUGUUUUGAUGGUUAUACUGCAGUUACCUGGUAGAGUCCCCUUAUAAAUAGCAAAUAUAUACUGGAAUAUUAAGAAAUAAUGGGUCAUGAUGCCUGCAAUUUAUGUGCAGUAAUGCUCACAAAUGGGAAAUCUGAUACAAGGGCAAAUAGCACUGUGGCCUGUUUCUACAACUUUUAUGUAUUCAAUACAUCUGAAAUUAUUUCACAAUAAAGUGUUUCAAAGGGGUUCAUGCUC